Ostrea edulis (European flat oyster) is the source of this 1482-nucleotide messenger RNA. RefSeq names its product doublesex- and mab-3-related transcription factor A2-like. The record is from RefSeq and is a predicted model, not a curated record. Lineage: Eukaryota; Metazoa; Mollusca; Bivalvia; Ostreida; Ostreidae. Gene Ontology annotation, molecular function: DNA-binding transcription factor activity, RNA polymerase II-specific; RNA polymerase II cis-regulatory region sequence-specific DNA binding; protein binding. The transcript has 2 exons. Gene Ontology annotation, biological process: regulation of transcription by RNA polymerase II; sex differentiation. The coding region runs from base 95 to 1270 and encodes 391 amino acids. Gene Ontology annotation, cellular component: nucleus.
AAAACUUUACACUUUUCUGUGAUAAGGUGUUACACGUGAAGAUUUUCAUCAAAUAAAAAUCUGAGAAAGGAAAGUGAAGACACUAAAUCUCAUCAUGAACCCAGUAACGGCGCUAUACCCUGUCACCGAGAAGGGAACCCGGAAACCAAAAUGUGCGCGCUGUAGGAACCAUGGAAUGGUGUCCUGGCUAAAGGGCCACAAACGACAUUGUAAAUUUAAAGACUGCAACUGUGCAAAAUGCAGCCUUAUUGCUGAGCGUCAGCGAGUGAUGGCGGCACAGGUAGCACUAAAACGUCAGCAAGCCGCCGAGGAUGCCAUAGCUCUGGGGCUUAGAUGUGCCACGGAGGGAUCGAUUCCUAUAAUGACCCAGGGGCCGCUCUGGGGACCAGGAACGGUAUCUCCUCCCGAGGACAAAGAUUCCAAGGGUCAAGAUAGCGAGACCGACGAUCCGGACGGCAAUUUAAGCGAGGACAAUGAACCAACCCAGAAUGGGAUAUCUAUUGCUCCAGAAGUGACAAAACCACGCCACGAUACUUCGUCUCCAGACUCGACAGAGGAGAAUGAUUCUGUCAAAGUGAAGGCUACAGCUCCAACAUCAUACGCGCACCAUCUUCUCCCACCCACUGCGUUUCUUCCAGGUCGUUUGUCUAAUUUGGAAAUACUAGAAAGAAUUUUCCCAUUUCACCGGAAGUCAGUGCUGGAAUUAGUUCUUCAAGGUUGUAAUGGGGACUUGGUUAAGGCCAUUGAACAAUUCUUAUCAAGCCAAGAAACGAUGCUUUCAAACCAAAAUGUACCACACAUUAAAUCAGACUUCAGAUCACAUCCAUAUCUGCAAUCUUUUCAAUAUGGAACAGCGAUGAAAUCCCUUAACGGACUCACAAGAUUGUCACAAAGUGGCCCAGGGUCUGCUUUCACUCCGUUUUCGUCUGCAGGACCUUUUAAUCCAGGGAUCCAUUCGGCCUUCCAGUCUCACUUAUCAAACUUCACAGCAGAUACUUUACGCCCAUCUUACAUAUCUGGUACCGCGAGACCUGAUAUUUUCCCGCCAAACAGUCAACUGACAUACCCUCGUUUGCACCCAUUUACGUCAGCACCACUUCCGGGAUUUUUUAGCAACUCGUUCCCUUUAACUCCCUAUAGAAUGGACAUGGCUGAUGUUAAUUCCCAUAAACCUAUCUCGGAAAAACAUACAGUGAAAACCCUCAAUUCAGAAAAUGGACACGAGUCAGAAAUGUGGGACGAAGGGUCGCGUGAUAGAGACAGAGAAUGAAAACUUUUUUUGCUAAAUACAAUAGUCACUACAAUUUGCUCUUGUUUCACAAUUAAAUGUUUUGUUUAUUUUACUUAUAUUCUGUUGCACAAAUAAUGUCGCCAAUUUUAAAGAAUCAAUCGACUAUAUUGCAAUAAAUGGAUGUAUUACAUGUAAAAAGAUGCUUUGUGAUGUGGGUUUGGAAUCCUUUGAUAAAAUAAUUUUAGAGCUAA